UUGUUUCUCUCCACUUCAAUCAGUAACGUAGAGUGUUUACUUCUAAACAACUGUCUGUGUCAAAACAAUUGGAAUCAUGAAGAAUUUAUACAUUCUGUCAGCCGUAUUCCUGUCAAUGCUCGUAGUGGUAGUAUACUCUGACGAUACCAUAAUCCUACCAAUCCCAAAAGAAUGCCCAAAGAAAGACUCUGUCAAUGCCACUGUCAACCUUGCUCAUGAGACCAACUGUUCCCUGUUCUACUCCUGCCAAAAUGGCAAGAAGAUUCUUCUGGUUUGUCCAAAAUUGAAUAAGGAAGGUGACAGACUAUUCUUCAACCCAAAACUUCAAGUUUGCGAUUGGCCAGAGAAUGUAAAGUGUGAAAACAAACCCAAACCAGGGGAAGGUGAGGAUGAAGCUGAAGAAGGUGAAGGCGAAGAAGCUGGAGAGGGAGAAGGCGGAGAAGGAGAAGGAGAAGGAGAAGGAGAAGGAGAAGGAGAAGGAGAAGGAGAAGGAGAAGGAGAAGGAGAAGGAGAAGGAGAAGGAGAAGGAGAGAAAGCUGCACCAACAGUCAGGAACAAUAUCCUCACCAGAAUGUGGACGACACGAGUAUAAGAAUAAUUAAAAAAUUAUCCAAUGUGUAUACACAUGUCACGAGACGCGUUAGUUCGUUAAAAAUAAAGAAAAGUCUCGUUUAAAUUUGUUAUUUGUUUGCAGUUUGUGUACACAGUGUACUUCAUAAUUUAAUGUAUUCUGCACAUCAUGUGAAAAGAUAUAUGCAAUAAUGUGUAAAUGAUAAUUAUAUGGUAAUGUAAUCCUGAUUAUCAAGAUUAUAUCUUAUGCAUAAAAUGAAA
Messenger RNA from Belonocnema kinseyi, 831 nucleotides. RefSeq names its product chondroitin proteoglycan-2-like. The coding region runs from base 77 to 592 and encodes 171 amino acids. NCBI's taxonomy places the organism in Eukaryota, Metazoa, Arthropoda, Insecta, Hymenoptera, Cynipidae. Gene Ontology annotation, molecular function: chitin binding. The transcript is spliced from 2 exons. Gene Ontology annotation, cellular component: extracellular region. The record is from RefSeq and is a predicted model, not a curated record.